Batrachochytrium dendrobatidis JAM81 is the source of this 1875-nucleotide messenger RNA. RefSeq lists its product as uncharacterized. Lineage: Eukaryota; Fungi; Chytridiomycota; Chytridiomycetes; Rhizophydiales. The record is from RefSeq and is a predicted model, not a curated record. Gene Ontology annotation, molecular function: acyltransferase activity. The transcript is spliced from 8 exons. Bases 1 to 1875 code for a protein of 624 amino acids.
AUGUCGCAGAUCACUCGUACUUUUGCUAACCAGAAGCUACUGCCAAGACUUCCUCUUCCUGCUCUCAAGGAUACCAUUUCAAAAUACUUGCGGUCUACUCGUCCUUAUUUCAAGAUCCAAUCUGCUUAUACAGAUUAUGCUCGCAUUGCAUCCGACUUUGAGUCGGGUUUAGGCAAAGACUUGCACAAACGACUCGAGGCUCAUGUGCAAGCAUACAAUGCUGACCCAACAGCACCUGAAGUCCCACACAAUACAUCUUGGUUAGAAGCCUGGUGGAUUAAACUUGCUUAUCUGAGUUGGCGUGAACCUUUGUUGGUCAACAGCAACUGGUAUAUGUUGGUUGGAGAACAUCCACAUCCACCACCCACUGCAGUCCAUGUCCAGGGUCAAGUAGGGUUGACUCCAUUUCAAAUCCAACGGGCUGCAGGUUACAUCUCCAACCUCGUUGAUUUCAAAGACAGAGUUGAAAAUGAAAUAAUGAAACCAGAAUCAACUCGUGCUGGUCCUCUCUGUAUGGAUCAAUAUCGCAACAUAUUUGGAAUUUCUCGCAUUCCUGUUGCCGAGUGUGAUGUCCUCGUAGGAUCAUUUCCCUCCCCUUACAAACACUUUAUGGUCAUGGUGCGCGAUCAGAUCUAUGUUGCUUGGGCAUACGAUCCACAAAGCGGUAAACGUCUAACUGUUUCCGAAAUACAGAGGCAAGAUAUUGCAAGCCAUGUUGACAAGACGCAUCAUAUGGAACCCCCCAUUGGCAUUUUUACUGGUCACCAUCGUGAUGUUUGGUCUAAAUGGCACGCUCAUUUAGUCAGUCUUGGAGGUGAAAACAAGGACACGUUCAAAUGGAUCGAUACUGCUUUAUUCUCAGUCUCAUUGGAUGAUGUUGCCAUUUCACCUUCUUUGGAUGAUCAUGCAAGGGCAACGUUUCAUGGAGUGUCAGGAACAAAUCGCUGGUUUGACAAGUGCAUGAGUGUUGUAGUCACUCGCGAUGCACGUAUCGGUGUCAAUGGCGAACAUUCUCCAUGUGAUGCUCUUGUUCCUGCACUUGCUAUUGAUCAGGCAGCCAAAAGUGAACCUGCCGUGGACCCAUCUGGUGCAGUCAUCAUGUCCACUCCCAACGCAGUGCAUAAACUGAAAUGGACUGUGGAUGAAAAUAUUCGUAAUGCUCUUGUCGAAGCUAAAGAAUUUGUUUACAAGCUGACAUCCAACAGUGAUGUCGCUGUGCUUCAUUUUACUGAAUAUGGUGCUGGGUUGAUUAAAAAAACUGGCAAAGUCAGUCCAGAUGCGUAUAUCCAAAUGUGUAUUCAACUGACGUACUAUCGACUGCAUGGCCAAUGUGUUGGCGUAUAUGAAACAGCGUCCACACGCAAAUAUCUGCAUGGCAGAACUGAAACGUGUCGAUCGCACUCCAUCGAGUCCCAUGAUUUUGUCGAGUUAUUUCACAAAAAGGAUAUAUCUGCAAUGAGCAAAUAUGACGCAUUUCAAACAGCCUGUCAAGCUCAUGUAAAAACCAUCACUGAAGCAGGUGAUGCACAUGGAGUAGAUCGUCAUCUUCUUGGAUUGAAGUUGAUGGUAAAACCCACAGAUCCGCCAUCAGCCUUUUUCACUCAUCCAGUGUAUGCCCAAAGCAGUCAAUGGACCCUAUCAACCAGUGGAUUGUUUUUUAGUGAUCGUAUGCUGGCUACAGGGUUUGGUGCUGUGGUAAGUUGUAAUGGAUAUGGCAUGAAUUACACAAUUGGCGAUUCGAUCAUUAAAAUGGGUAUCGAGUCUAAAGUCGCAUGCAAGGAAACGAGCAGUGCUGCUUUUCGAGACACGUUUUCUAAUGUGUUGCGCGACGUUGCAGCCAUGUGCCAAGAAGCUGCACUCAAAGCAAAGCUUUGA